This is a messenger RNA of Oldenlandia corymbosa var. corymbosa, 1218 nucleotides long. The record is from the annotation of a GenBank genome assembly. Lineage: Eukaryota; Viridiplantae; Streptophyta; Magnoliopsida; Gentianales; Rubiaceae.
AUGGCUUCCAUGCAGAAACGUCGACAAGAUGAGAAAAAUAUUGAUUAUUUGCCCGAAGAAUUGUUGUCCGGAGUUUUGCAAAAGCUUGAUGCAUCGAUGGUCCCAAUUUGUCGAAGUGUGAGAACUUCAUGGAACGAAAAGCUUCAAGACCCCGACUUUUUGAAAAUCUUGCGGAGGUCUCACAAGGAGAUGUCACGCAACAAUAUUUUGAUGGUAUGCCAGUCAACCGAACCUACAACACAGCCAAACAUGAUGAAAUUUAAUGCAUUCGAUUUAAUGGGUAAGGACUCAAGAGUGCUGAGCAGAAACUACAAUAAAACCGUUGCAGUAACAGGUGCGCAUAAAGUGCUGCCAAUAACCUCUGAUCUAAUUUGUGUCAAAUUUCUCGCUUCUUUGUCCAUAUUAAACCCCACUUCUGGUGAAAAUGUUGAAGUUAAUCUAGAUAAUGCACCUAUAUGGCAUGCAAAUUGGGAAGCUGUUUUCGGUUUUAGUGAUGAGUUAGGGGAAUAUGUUUUGAUAGCGUUGGAAAUCCAGUCUGAUCUUAAUAUGCACGGUAAGAUAAUACGUUGGGAUAUGAAUCAAAAGUUUUCUAAUACAGUUGUUGUUUGGAAAGAUAUUCAGCAACUUUGCCCUCGUGUUGUGGAACAAGGAAUUCUGGUCGGUAGUCACGUAUUUUGGCCCAUCGAUAAAAUGUUAAAAUCACAACUUGAUGGAUAUAAGUGUGAAGGAAUAAUAGUGUUGUAUUCUAUAGAAAAUGAAAAUUUUCAUGUUUUGCCUGGUCCGACCGAAGCAAAAUGGAACAACGAUCCACGUUCUUCUCAUAGGAUGAUAAUCCUACUAGACUUCAAAGGUAGAUUAUGUGUCACUAACCCACACUAUCUUGAACAGACAAGACAUCUUGAAUUGUGGGCAAUAGAUAUGCAAUCACCGUCUCAAUUCAAAUGGGAUAAGGUUCAUGAUCAUAAAUUGGAGUUUCAGGUUGCAAGGCCCCUUCAACCAUUUCCCAUGCCGGAUCAACAUCCAUGUACACGACAACUAUUGUUAAGCUUAAGAUCAAGCGCCGACGGAAUGCUAAUAAUUAGUGGGCCAGAUCGAGAUCAAUUAUACAUAUAUGAUACAAAGAAUAAGACCCACAGUCUUCAUAAUAAGCCUCCAAUGAUUUUGGCAUUGUAUGAAUUAUCAGUUGGUUUUUAUUGGUCACGCUUUACUCCAAUAUGA